AUGGAAGGAGCCAAAAGGCAAAGUUUGGAGGAAGACUCUGAAGGACAGGCCACACACACAGGACCCAAAGGAGUAAUAAAUGAUUGGAGAAAGUUUAAAUUGGAGAGUGAAGAUAGUAAUUCAUUCCCACCCAGCAAGAAGGAGAUUCUCAGACAAAUGUCUUCUCCUCAGAGUAGAGAUGACAAAGACUCAAAAGAAAGAUUCAGUAGAAAGAUGAGCGUUCAAGAAUAUGAGCUAAUCCACAGAGAAAAAGAAGAUGAAAAUUGCCUUCGUAAAUACCGUAGGCAGUGUAUGCAGGAUAUGCACCAGAAGCUGAGUUUCGGGCCUAGAUAUGGGUUUGUCUAUGAGCUGGAAUCUGGGGAGCAAUUCCUGGAAACCAUUGAAAAGGAGCAGAAAAUAAUCACAAUCAUUGUUCACAUUUAUGAAGAUGGUAUUAAGGGUUGUGAUGCUCUAAACAGUAGCUUAAUAUGCCUUGCAGCCGAAUACCCUACGGUCAAGUUUUGUAAAAUAAAAGCUUCUAAUACAGGCGCUGGGGACCGCUUUUCCUCAGAUGUACUCCCCACACUGCUCGUCUACAAAGGUGGGGAACUCAUAAGCAAUUUCAUUAGUGUUGCUGAACAGUUUGCCGAAGAAUUUUUUACUGGGGAUGUGGAAUCUUUCCUGAAUGAAUAUGGGUUAUUACCUGAAACAGAAAUGCAUGUCCUAGAGCACAGCAACACGGAAGAAGAUAUGGAAUAAAGAUUCACUAUGUCAGUGUCGCAUAUUUCUCCUUUAAGCAUUGAACAUUGAUUUUGGUAGUAUUUAUAUUCCUUUAGAGAACACCAAGUGUAGCAAUGGCUGUUCUAAUUCGGGAAAAAAAAAACCCAGACUGACACUAAAAUUAUAUGAUUAGCAUUUCUUAGUAUUAGUUACUCAAAUUGAUAUAAUGCUUACUUCAAAACAUUGUAGUCUUCAGUAAUAUUUUAGUAGACAAAGAGGAUAUGGAUAAUAUUG
Balaenoptera musculus (blue whale) is the source of this 993-nucleotide messenger RNA. RefSeq names its product phosducin (gene PDC). The transcript has 3 exons. The record is from RefSeq and is a predicted model, not a curated record. Lineage: Eukaryota; Metazoa; Chordata; Mammalia; Artiodactyla; Balaenopteridae. Gene Ontology annotation, biological process: regulation of G protein-coupled receptor signaling pathway. Bases 1 to 738 code for a protein of 245 amino acids.